AUGGCCGAAAAACGCAAACUCCCCGCCCGCGAACGUCGCGAACCCGCGGCGAAGCGACGAGCCUCCGAAGCUCCGUCUCGACCAUCCCCUCAACCUCAACAGUCGAAGAAGAAGGGGUCUACACCGGUCGUCGCCCCUUCUCCCCCUCCUCCGCCACCACCGGAACCUACCGAACCCCCUUUGCCUACAAAGAUAAAGGAUGGAGAGCCUCUUCCGACUACGGCCGCGCCGCAACCAACUACUCUUACGGAUAAAGAGUACCAGUCGUAUGCAGAAAGUGCGAUUCUGUUAGCUUCCCUGGAACGAUCGAAGAAGAAAUGGCUAAGCGACGGCAUUUUGGAGAGAUACUGGACCAAGCCCAAGAAGACCAAGAGGGAGCAGAUUGAAGGAAAGAAUCCGCCCAAGGAAACCAUGUCAAAGGUUGGAGCUUGCAACAUCGUUGUCGGACCUCAUCUGUUCGACGCGAUGCUGUACACUGUCAAAGAUCCCAACGCGCCGCCGCCGAUCCAAUACACCACCCCUCAACGCCCGAUGGUUCAUUAUGGACACCCAAACAACUUUCAACAAUACCACCCCUAUCCUCACUCCCCUGCUCCGCCCCAACAUGCACGGCAACAUCCACCACAAGGUUCUCCGGCGACUCCUGGAACACCCCAACCUGGCUACACUCCCGGAAACCACCCACCCCCUUCACAUCCUGCUCGGACUCCAAGUCAGCCACCCCACCGUCCCCCUGGCCCUCAAUCUGCGCAAAGACCAUCGCCUUCUCAGCACCCUCAGACUGCCCAACCGCCGAAGCCUAGCCCAGAUCCCGUCAUUCAGAUGCUUGCAACACGAGCUGCGUCCGAUCCUGAGCUCAAAGCGUUGAUGCGCGUCGUGGCCUCGAGCAAAGCAUCUCAAGAGCAACUCCGCGCUUUCCAAGCUCAUAUUGACGAACUGAACGCCAUCAUUCGCGCAAGGGAACAGCAGCAACAACGGCUACAGCAGCAGCAGCAGCGCCAGGUUCAGCCUUCCACUCCUUCUCAUCCUCCCCCGCGUCCGUCACAAACUCCUAUACAACACCCCCAGCCCCAGCAAACGCCGCAACCUUCGCAACCUUCGCAACAACCCCCCUCUGCACAAAAGCCUCCCCCGCAGCCAGCUCAGCAAACCCCCCAGCAACCCCCGCAGCAGAAACCCCAGCAAACCCCUCAGCAAACUCCCCAAGGGCAGUCGCAACCACAGCCCACGCCGCGUGUUGAGGUGCAAGUCCCGAAACCAUCACCGUCUCCCGCCCCUGCCCACCCUCCUCCGAACUCGAACGUCCCACAGCCGCCACAAACGCCUACUCCACAGGCUCCUAAGCCAGCCCCUCAGGUUGUAAUUAAGCAAGAACCUGGCGUGGCGGCGUCAGGUCAGCCCCCGUCUCAGCCGGUAUCGGGUCCUAGUGUGGCGCCAGCUCCAACCUCUACCCCGGAUCCGCAAAAGCAGGCAAGCCCUGCUGUACGACCCAUGCCGCCUCCCCAGCAGCAACCAACGCCGCGGCCAGGACCUCCACACCCACCCUAUCAACAGCCUCCGUAUCAGAGCCAUCCACCUGCCAUACAAUCUCGGCCUCCGCAGUAUGGGUCGCCAGCGCCAUAUUAUCGCCCAGCUCCACCACCGCCCCCUCCGAGACAGAACUACAAGUCGGUGGUCUUUGAAUUUACGUCACCGCUGACCCCCUAUGGAAGCAGCACAUCCGGACAUGCAGGCUCUGGUGAUCGAUACCUAUUUCCUGAGUACACAAUUCUGGAAUGGCUCCCUGGAGGAAACACUGUUCUUGCCUCAUUCCUACUUGUGAGGAAGGUUGAUCCAAACGCAACGUUUCCCUUAGAAUCAGCUACUGAGACGGCCAACCCCCGGGCUAAAGGCAAGGCAUCCAAGUCCAAGUCGAAGAAAGCAGACAAGAACAAGGAGAAAGCGAGCGAGGCGGACAAGGAUAAGGGGAAAGCAGACGACAAAGAAAAAGACAAGCCACAGGAGAAAUCCAAUGAUAAACCUGAAACUUCUGGCACCGAACCUAAACCUGAUGGUGAUAAGGCACCAGCCAGCAGCACACAAGCUGACCAGAAGGCUGAAGCAUCCGAAACUCCUAAUAAACCCUCCACAGACAAGGAUGACUCUAAAGACAAAAAGGUCGAUAGCAAGGACAAGGACAAGGAAAAGGAGAACAAGGAGAAAGAGAAGGACAAAGACUCCAAUUUGAAGGAAUACUACCAACCCGUGACAUUCCGCAUCUUCACCAACAACCCCAAAGUCCUCGAGCCUCUAGGCCGUGUCGUGAAGCCUCCGGACGAAGUCCGCAAAUACAUGAACGAGAUCAUGGACCGAGCGGAACGGGCUCCCGAGGGAUUCCUGGCCUACCGUCUGCCCCGAGAAGAGCCCGACGAUAACAAGCAGGCCCCUGAGACAGAAGAUAGCGGCAAGAAAACCGGAACUCCGGUGCCAGCUGCGCGUGGGAGGUUGCAGUCUCGGAGUAAGACGGUGGACGAGGAAUCGGAUGUGGAGAAUAUCGAGGGAGCUGUAGAGGAGGAAGAGGAAGAGGAACUCAAGGAUUUCUAUGGUCCGCCUACGGGACUUCCGCCUAUGGGGGCGUGA
Messenger RNA from Aspergillus tubingensis, 2619 nucleotides. RefSeq lists its product as uncharacterized. Gene Ontology annotation, biological process: chromatin remodeling. Gene Ontology annotation, molecular function: ATP-dependent H2AZ histone chaperone activity. Bases 1 to 2619 code for a protein of 872 amino acids. Gene Ontology annotation, cellular component: Swr1 complex. NCBI's taxonomy places the organism in Eukaryota, Fungi, Ascomycota, Eurotiomycetes, Eurotiales, Aspergillaceae. The transcript is spliced from 2 exons. The record is from RefSeq and is a predicted model, not a curated record.